GCUGCCGAGGUAAUUGAGCUUUCGGAUAGUGGGGCAACCAAACUGAUCGCCAGCAACGCGGAUGUCUCUGCAGAAUAUGCCGAGCUCGUCGAGGAUGAGCGAUUGGAGGGGCUGCCUGGAAUUACGUUGAAAGAAAACGCUGACGCAGGCGUCGCCACGGAUCGCCAAGAGCCUGACGCGACAUUCCUUGUCAAAGCACCUACGAAAGGCAUCUACCUGAUACGGACGUUUGCCGUUGUUGAUGACCAUGGGAAUAAGCUCAUGGAGGAAGCGAAGGGUAAAUAUGACUCACUCUUCAUGAAGCUUCAGGUUACGGGAAAGUUCCACUUUAACGGUGACGAGCAGAAGCUGAAAAUCUGGCUUCCUCAAGGUGUUCGCCUUGGAUAUGUCACGAUUCAGCCCUAUGUCGCCCCGGCAGUUUGGGAUAAGCUUGCUCGAAAGGCGACACAACCGUUUGAGAUUACGUUCGCCGAGAACGAAGAAACGCCGCACAAUGCCGCGCUAGAGAAGGCAGCUGAAACGAAAGCCUUCUACUACUUGAUGACCGGUGACGAGAAAGUUGGUCGCGAGGCGGUUCAGUUGAUGAACGAUUACCUCGAGCGUGUUGAGUUUGGCAACAUUCUCGACAUUACUCGAGAGGUUGGCCGCGCCAUUUACACCGGUUCGCUUGUGUUCGAUUGGUGCCACGAUCUGCUUAGUGACGACGAACAAGCCACGCUGCAUAAGAAUCUCAUGCGAUUGGCAAUGGAUAUGGAGUGUGGCUGGCCACCGUUCCGCCAAACGAUCAUCACCGGCCAUGGCGCCGAGGCUCAGAUCAAUCGCGACCUGUUGAGCAUGAGCAUUGCCCUGUAUGAACGAGAUCCGACGUUGUACCAGUACACAUCGUACGUGAUUCUCGAACACUUGGUUCCCAUGCGAAAGUUUGAGUUUCAGUCUCCGCGAUACAACCAGGGCGUCAGUUACGGAGCGUUUCG
Symbiodinium sp. CCMP2456 is the source of this 974-nucleotide messenger RNA. The record is from the annotation of a GenBank genome assembly. Lineage: Eukaryota; Dinophyceae; Suessiales; Symbiodiniaceae.